AAAGACUAAAUUUAAAGAGUUGAAAGGGAAGCAAUAUGGCGACGGUCGAGGUUGAAAAUCCUUCUGUUCACACAUGUGAAACAUCGGGUUGUGAUAAAGAAGCAAAAUUACAAUGCCCUUCAUGCAUCAAGCUACAAAUUCCAGGAUCUUUCUUUUGCUCACAGGAAUGUUUUAAAGGAAGCUGGGGAGUGCAUAAACAAGUCCACAAGAGAGUAAAAGAUCUUCAAAAGAAAGAUGUCAAACCUUAUAUCCCUUGGCCAGGAUUCUUCUUCACAGGGAAGCUGCGUCCAUAUCCUCGGGGUCCUUUAAGAGAUUUACCAGAUCAUAUAGGAAGGCCAGACUAUGCAGAUCACCCAGACGGUUACCCGGCUAGUGAGAUGGCUGUACGAGGGAACAGUUACAUCAAACAGCUAACCAAGGAUGAAAUAGAAGGUUUAAGAGCAGCAUGCACAUAUGGCAGGGAAGUCCUUGAUGUAGCAGCGGCUAUGAUUAAACCUGGCAUCACAACAGAUGACAUCGAUGCUGCUGUUCACCAAGCGUGCAUUGAUAGAAACUGCUAUCCCUCACCACUCAACUAUAGGGGAUUCCCCAAAUCAUGUUGCACGUCAGUGAACGAGGUCAUAUGUCAUGGGAUUCCAGAUCAGAGGCCGUUAGAGGAUGGUGAUAUAGUCAAUGUUGACAUCACUGUAUACUACAAUGGUUACCAUGGCGAUUUGAAUGAAACUUUCUUUGUCGGCAAGGUAGAUGAGAAAAUGAAAGAACUAGUGAAGGUUACAUAUGAAAGUAUGAUGCAAGCUAUAGAUAUAGUUAAGCCUGGAGUGAAGUAUCGGGAGGUCGGUGCUGUCAUACAGAAGCACUGCCAAGCACACGGUUUCUCGGUCGUCAGAUCAUACUGCGGACACGGCAUACAUAAACUCUUUCACACGGCACCAAAUGUUCCAUUCUAUGCAAAAAACAAAGCAGUAGGAGUGAUGAAGCCAGGACAUGCCUUUACUAUAGAACCAAUGGUUAACAUAGGCGUUUGGAAGGAUACCCUGUGGCCCGAUGACUGGACGGCAGUGACCACUGACGGCAAAUGGUCAGCACAGUUUGAACAUACGAUGAUCGUCACGGACACAGGUGUGGAGGUACUGACGGCGAGGGGUGAAGGACACGGGAGACCUCAUUUCUUAGAUCAGAUGGACUCAUAGUAGGAGUUUGAUGCAUUGGGGUCUACCUUGGACGAGACUUCCGCAAUUCUGCUUUUCGGCUUCCGCAAACCGUUAAGCAGCCAGGAUCCUAGAUUACCUCUGGGGUAUUUUGUGGAACAAUGGUGAUUUUCACCCGACUAUUUUUGAUAACCCCAUUUCCAAGAUCAGACGGACUCAUAUAGUAGGAGUUUUAUGUAUAAGGGUCUAUCUUAGAUGCAUCUUCUGCGAUUCUUGCAACGUGCCAUGCAGCCAGGAUCCUAGAUUACCUUUGGAGUAUGUCAUGAAGCAAAUAGUGAUUUUCACCCGACUAUUUGUUAUAAGCUACUGAAAUCCUUGCAUGGCUGAUUGGCUAUUGGCUAAAUGAAUAUCAUGAAAUGCUUCCCUGGUAUCCAUUUGGCUAUCACUUUUCCAGUUGACAGCUAGAAGCUAGUGUGGAUUGCCAUGAUACAAGUUUGCAUGAUCUUUUUAGGACGUGGGACCCAGGUAAGAUGUUAGAAGACAGUUUAGAUUAAUUAGCAUUGUGACUGCCUCACACCGCAAACUGGCUGGAACAUUCCCAAGGGAAUGGGUUAUGCUUUGUUGUAUGUGGCAAAAGUCUGGUUGAAACAUAGGAUGAGGGUUUGAUCUGUAGAGGGCUGAGGUACAUUAACAAUUUAUUACAGUUCAAGUCCACCCCAACAACAAACAUUUGGUUAGCAAAUUAAGAAAAGCAUAAAACUGAAAUUUUAUCAAAAUUGGAAGAUGUGAAAUAAGAUAAUUUCGCUUCAUUUUACAGAACACUUAUAUGCUUGACAUGGGUGAUAUGCUAAUGAGAGAGUAGAAUGUGUGACAAACACACUUUUUCUUUAUUUACUUCUUUUUUUUUUAGAUAUUAUAUUGAGGAUCAUUCUGAUUGAAUUAUAAUAAUAAUUCCAUGUUGUAUAUGAUAUAUAGAUAUAUGA
This is a messenger RNA of Lytechinus variegatus (green sea urchin), 2131 nucleotides long. It is a transcript of the gene metap1, whose product is annotated as methionine aminopeptidase 1-like. NCBI's taxonomy places the organism in Eukaryota, Metazoa, Echinodermata, Echinoidea, Temnopleuroida, Toxopneustidae. Gene Ontology annotation, molecular function: metalloaminopeptidase activity. Bases 36 to 1190 code for a protein of 384 amino acids. Gene Ontology annotation, biological process: proteolysis. The record is from RefSeq and is a predicted model, not a curated record. The transcript has 10 exons.